Messenger RNA from Electrophorus electricus (electric eel), 4135 nucleotides. It is a transcript of the gene spon1b, whose product is annotated as spondin 1b. Gene Ontology annotation, biological process: cell adhesion. Gene Ontology annotation, cellular component: extracellular matrix. The record is from RefSeq and is a predicted model, not a curated record. NCBI's taxonomy places the organism in Eukaryota, Metazoa, Chordata, Actinopteri, Gymnotiformes, Gymnotidae.
CACGGCUGUCCAAACACCGGAAAGCUCUUCGGCGCGUUUCACCAAGGAUGGCAGUAGCUCGCCUUGAACACAACAGGCGCUGCCAUGUCUAGCUUUUGUGUAAAGUCUGCCGGCUGAAUCUGUUCUCACUGGACCACCGUGUCGUGCGGUAUCAAGGAGACUCCUUCGCAACCGUCCGCGUUGCUAUUUCGGGGAUCUAAAGAAUGCGCGUUGAGUAAAGUCCACAUCGUGGACGCCUGCCUGUCUUACGCUAAGGAGACGCGGGACUAUAAUAUUGUAACAUUACAGUGGAUUCGUCCUUAUCCAGAAAACCAGAUUUUCUUUAUGUGAAUGGACUCAGUCGUAAACAAGUUUGGGCGAUUUCAGCGGGAUCGGUGACUGUUUGUUUUAAAUAUUUAUUUUCCAGUUCAUUCAUUCUUUUGCGUACCAAGAUUUCAAACUUGUCUGCCAAGUGGGUUUCCAACAUGGGGGUGCACACAGACCAACUGUUCCUCCGGUGUCCACUUCUGAUCGUUGUUUUCUUCAGCACUUAUGCUUUCGCUAGAGCAGCCGCAGGCAGGUUGCCGUUCAGGGAACGCUAUUGCAGGAUCGCGGACUUACCGAACCCUGCAACCGAGAGAGACGGCCAACGGGAAAUUCAGUUACGAGUAGAGGGAGACCCAGAAACCUAUCAGCCUGGAAGCACUUACAGAGUGAGUUUGUAUACCAGCAGCCCCAGUUUCUUCCGCGGCUUCAUCCUGCUCGCUCUGAGGGAGGGACGAGAAGGAGACGUGCCCGGGGAUUUUGCUGGCAAUUUCAAGAUCAUAGAUGAGGGCGACACCCGGUUCAUGAACGCCUGUCCCCUCGCCGUCACUGAGACCAUGCCCAGGAGACGUACCCGCAUGCAAGUUCUGUGGACGGCGCCUCCUGCUGGGAGUGGCUGCGUCGUACUCAGGGCGAGAAUCACACAGAAGAAGAGUGUUCACUCCUUUGACGAGGGCUCUCUCUUUAGGAAGCUAUGUGAGAAAGACCCUCUCCAUACCACAGAGAAGCCCCUGCAGGACUGCUGCGCCUGCGGAACAGCCAAGUAUCGCCUCGCCUUCUACGGCAACUGGUCUGAGAAAGUGCAUCCCAAGGACUACCCCCGGCGGGCCAACCACUGGUCAGCGCUGAUUGGAGCCUCCCACUCCAAGAGCUACAAGCUGUGGCAGUACGGGGGAUACGCCAGCGAGGGGGUUCGCCAGGUGGCCGAGCUUGGCUCCCCCGUCAAGAUGGAGGAGGAGAUCCGACAGAAGGGUGAUGAUGUUAUGACAGUUAUCAAGACCAAAGCCCAAUGGCCUGCCUGGCAGCCUCUUAAUAUGCGCACGGCUCCGUCGGCGGAGUUCUCCGUGGAUUCGACGCGUCACCUCAUGUCCUUCCUGACCAUGCUGGGCCCGAGCCCUGACUGGAACGUGGGCCUGUCAGGAGAGAACCUGUGCACCCAUGAGUGUGGCUGGGUCCAGAGGCUCGUCAAGGACCUUCUCCCAUGGGACGCGGGGACAGACUACGGCGUCACCUACGAGUCCCCCAACAAACCCAGCAUCCCUCAAGAGCGGAUCCGACCCCUCACCAGCCUAGAUCAUCCACAGAGCCCCUUCUACAACCCCCAGGGAGGCCCCAUCCUGCCGCUGGCCCGCGUGGUAGUGGAGAGGAUGGCCCGCAAGGGGGAGCAGUGUAAUGCUGUCCCAGACACCGUGGACGAUAUCGUGGCAGACAUCGCACCGGAGGAGACUGAGGAAGGAGACGGCACCCCGGAGACGUGCAUCUACUCGAAUUGGUCGCCGUGGUCAGCCUGCAGUUCGUCCACGUGUGACACGGGUCGUCGGAUGAGGCAGAGGAUGCUGAAGGCCCAGCUGGACGCAUCCGUGCCCUGCCUCCACACGCAGGACUUUGAGGCUUGUAUGGGUCCAGGCUGCAAGGAAGAGGAGCCGUCUCCGUGCAUGCUGUCCGACUGGAUCAGCUGGUCGCCGUGCAGCGCGACCUGUGGGAUGGGCAUGAGGUCCAGAGAACGUUACGUGAAGCAGUUCCCUGAAGAUGGCUCCGUAUGCGAGGAGACCACAGAGGAGACAGAGAAGUGUGUGGUCAACGAGAACUGCUCCCCCAGUAGCUGCAUCGUGACUGAGUGGGUUGGCUGGGGCUCAUGCAGCGUGAGCUGUGGCGUAGGGAUGAGGAGGAAAACCAGGAUGAUGAAGAUGGAAGCGUCAGACGGCUCUCCAUGCCGAACACAGCUGGAAGAGGUGGAGAAGUGCAUGAUGCCCGAGUGCAGUGAAUACGCACUGCCCUGCAUGCUGUCUCCAUGGUCUGAAUGGUCCCACUGUAGUGUGUCAUGUGGGAUGGGCACACGAGUGCGUCAGCGCAUGCUGAAGAGCCCAGCGCAGCCCACGCAGUGCAGAGAGCAGCUGGAACAGGCAGAGAAGUGCAUGAUGCCAGAGUGCCAUGUGGACUGUAUGGUGUCUGAAUGGUCCAAGUGGUCAGAGUGUAAUAAAUCAUGUGGGAAGGGUCACAUGAUUCGCACGCGCAUGGUGAAGCAGGAACCAGAGUUUGGCGGCUACCCGUGUCCCAAGACGGUGCAGAGGAAGAAGUGUAAGGUCCGGAGGUGUGUGCGGGACAACGUCAGGACAGAUGGAAAACAGGAGGCUUCAGUCCGGAAGGGGAGAAGACCAGGACGAGAGUCAGCCUCUGGGCUCGAAGACAGCUCAGGUUGCAAGAUGCGCCCAUGGUCCAGCUGGUCGGACUGUACCAGGCAGUGUGGCGGGGGGGUCCAGGAGCGAGUGAUGGAAGUGAAGAAGAAAGGCAAGAGCUCGCAGUCCAGGAGCUGCAAGCCCCAGAAAGAGAUCCGUACCUGCAACGUGCAUCUUUGCUAAGGACUCUGUGUCCCUUACACACAGAUGCAAGACACACACACACACACACUCACAUACUCAGUCCAAACAGAGUGUAAGGUCUGGGGUCUUUCUGGACUGAUGAUGUUCUGCAGAUAGAGCACGUAAACAUUUAGACUUUUACAGUGAACAGUGACUACACACAUCCGUGAUUAGGUUUAGUUGUUGUACCAGCAGACAUGUAUUACUAUGUAACCGACAGUAUCCAACUUCAGGCACGCGCUACACCACUAUAGCUUUCCUUCCUUUUUCAAAUAACAGCAUUGAUUUUAUGUUUAUUAUGGUCUUUUUACACUCUGUCUGUGUGCGCCCCUUCAUUAGCAUGUGCUGUACAGUUUUAAAGUGUGAAUUAUCUACAUGCACCAGUAAAUGCAACAAAUACGCCCAGCACACCUACACAGACAUUUCUUUAGAAAUGUUUAUUAUAUAAAAUUUCAUCCCAGACCUAAAAAGGAUAGAGACAGCAUGAUUUAGUCUCAUAUAGACUGAGAUUAGGAUUAGUGGAGAUUACCCCCCCCCCCCCCAGCAUCUCAAAUGUCAUAUUAUUGUCCUGCUUGGAACUGGCAGAAUGAGUCUGCAUUGGACUGCUCUUCGUCAAGGACACCUGGAUUUGCAAUUCAAUUGAGCACCCCCCCCCCCAGCCUGGCCUCUAAUCCUCAGACAGGGUGAGCACAUUGAGCUGCCGCUAUCGAGCGCCAUCAAGGUGGGUUGCCCACAGUCGUUGCCUAAUCGAUCUGGACAGCAACCAUCUGCUGUGGGUGGAUUGAUUUUCCAUUCUCUGUACAAAGUAGUUUUUACUCACUGUCUAGAAACUGAAAAAAUGUCGUUUUGUUGUUUGUUGCUGUUGUUUUCAAAGCAAAAGCUGUAAUGUGGAAUAAGAUGGCCUGUGAAUGGUUAGAAAUUAAUUAGGUAAGAACAACUACUCCAAGUCGUAUAUAAACCACGAUACGUGGAUUUUAGAGUAUAAAUACUUGUUUAUUUUUUAAUCCACUCUAAUAGGUAUAGAGGCUAUACGUGACACAGAAACUCAGUGGCAGGCGGUGAGGGAGUGCUGUUCUAAUUUGAAACACGUUAUACCUUUUCCUGGGGAUUUUGAUAUACUCAAUGCCCAAGACUCUUGCCAAAGUCAUGCACACGUCUCUCUGACCGGCUCUCUGACCGUCUUCUUUCCUCUGUAAUAUAUUACUAUUUUGGAAUAAAUCACCUUUACAAUAAAAGUAAAUGUGAUAAAAUUU